Molecule: messenger RNA, 328 nt
Organism: Owenia fusiformis
Lineage: Eukaryota; Metazoa; Annelida; Polychaeta; Sabellida; Oweniidae
Source: the annotation of a GenBank genome assembly
UUUUGCAGGAAUCCUACCAAUGACCCAAAUGGAUUGUGGUGUUAUACUAAUGUCCAGGGAGAAACGGAGUAUUGUCACCAGGCUACAUGUAAUGAUCCCUCUUAUGUUGGUUGCUACGUAGAUUCACCGGUCAGGGAUCUUACUGUACACAUUGGGUACACACCUAGCAAAUCGGCAUGUAUUGAAACAUGCAGGAAUCUAAAAUAUGCAUAUGCAGGUUUGCAGUAUAGUCGUCACUGCUUCUGUGGUACGAUGUUUGGAAAAUAUGGAAUAUCCAAAAACGGAGACUGUAACAUGCUUUGUGGAGAUGGUAGAUCUACAUGCGGAG